GUAACUCAAACUUUCAGUUCGUCCCCUACAGCUCCUGUUGGUUUCUCUGGUUUCUCUUCUCUACGGAGGCGAGUUUCUCUUCGUGAAGUUGUUGUGUCUGGUCGUCAGCCACGAAGCGUCUCCAGUCAGCUUUGUAAAAAUGAUAUACAAGCGCCUCAAUGUUAGGCCGAAAAAUCAAAUGGAGCUGCAUCUGCCAGCUCCAUGCAAGGUACUCUAGGAAGCUCUUCACUGGACGCAGACUUAGUGCGAAGAACUACUACGAUGUGCUUGGUGUAAAGAAGGAAUCCACACAGAAAGAAAUUAGGGAUGCUUAUGUCAAGUUGUGCAAAGAGCUGCAUCCUGACAAGCAGGGUUUGACGAAGGAUGGCCACAGAAAAUUCACCGAGCUCAACCAUGCGUACACGGUACUGAGCAAGCCUUGGGAUCGAAAGGUGUACGAUGAGGAGCUUCAGGGCCCACGUUAUCAGCCGUACAGAAGCGACAUGCAGCGCCCAUUCGACAGGCAGGAGGACCCCUUCAUGCACCGGCAGGGCAGGUACUACGAGAAGCCCCCCGACUACUCGAGCGCCUUCAGGCAUGCUUCGGGACGCUACGUCGAGAACAAGCAGCAGAAAAUCAACAUUGUCGUGGGUUGCUUCGUGCUGCUCCUAGCGGGGGCAUGCCUACAUUUUCUGGCCUACAGGUACGGCACUUCUAAAGAUAUGAAAGAGAGAAUGAUGGAGGCAAGUAGCAGAAACUGGAGGCUGUACCAGCAGUCUAAAGACAAUCACAAGAUAUACGGGACUGCAAAACAGAUUGAACGGAUUUUCGGAGAUGGUGUUCGAGAGAACGAACCUGGCGGCGACGGCGAGGACGGAUCGGAAUGAAUGUUUUGUUUCCUCGUUGUUGAAUAAAAGUGUUUUGAUGUAGUU
Ixodes scapularis (black-legged tick) is the source of this 911-nucleotide messenger RNA. Its product is annotated as dnaJ homolog subfamily C member 4. The transcript is spliced from 6 exons. The record is from RefSeq and is a predicted model, not a curated record. The coding region runs from base 159 to 866 and encodes 235 amino acids. Lineage: Eukaryota; Metazoa; Arthropoda; Arachnida; Ixodida; Ixodidae. Gene Ontology annotation, cellular component: endoplasmic reticulum. Gene Ontology annotation, molecular function: protein-folding chaperone binding; misfolded protein binding.